Messenger RNA from Penicillium oxalicum, 339 nucleotides. RefSeq names its product GNAT family N-acetyltransferase. The transcript has a single exon. NCBI's taxonomy places the organism in Eukaryota, Fungi, Ascomycota, Eurotiomycetes, Eurotiales, Aspergillaceae. Bases 1 to 339 code for a protein of 112 amino acids. The record is from RefSeq and is a predicted model, not a curated record.
AUGCCAAAGGGAUUUACUGCAGUGGCAUUUACCCGCGGGCAAGAGGAUGGCAAAGUCCAAGUCAUCGGCACUGCUAGUAUGAAGCCCUGGAAAUGUGACGGUCUUUGGAGUCCCGAUGAAGACGAGAGCGAGGAUCAGGGCAGGAACAAUAUCCAGGAACCGGAUGUGAAUCAGAAAGGAGGCGAACAUAAAUCCGACGAUGAGCCCCCUCGACAAUUUACUUGCCCGGGCGAUUGGGAACUUGCCGUCGUGGCGCUCCCGCCAGAUAUCUGCUACCGCGGCAAAGGCAUCGCAGGGCGGGUAGUAAAGGCCUGCGAAGAUGAAGUCUUACGCCGAUGA